Molecule: messenger RNA, 840 nt
Organism: Micropterus salmoides (largemouth bass)
Lineage: Eukaryota; Metazoa; Chordata; Actinopteri; Centrarchiformes; Centrarchidae
Product: guanine nucleotide-binding protein G(I)/G(S)/G(O) subunit gamma-13-like
Exons: 3
Coding region: 328-531 (67 amino acids)
Biological process (GO): sensory perception of taste; phospholipase C-activating G protein-coupled receptor signaling pathway
Cellular component (GO): heterotrimeric G-protein complex
Molecular function (GO): G-protein beta-subunit binding
Source: RefSeq, a predicted model, not a curated record
CAGGUGCGUCCUCAGCUCCAGCCCUCGUUUGACUGUCAAACCAGGCGGCGCGGCUCCUUUCUCCGCCCUGCGCAUCCCGCAUCCAGUCGCUACCAGAGAGGAGCGCAGGGGAGUGCCCUGCGCAGCGGACUGCCGACACACACACACGCAGCCUCCUCCCUCCUCCUCUUCCUCCUCCUCCUGCACUGAAGCCGGACUCCUCUGCCAGGGAAACUCCGCCGACUCUCAGCUGUUAUUGUCGCUGUCAAAGCCCCGUUUGCAUUCUCCACCAGCCGGCUGCACACAAAAUCGACCAGCGGUCCUCUCCGGUAGGCCUGACGAAGCAUCAUGGAGGAGUUAGACGUCCCACAGAUGAGGAGAGAAGUGGAAAGCCUUCAGUAUCAGCUGGCAAUCAACAGAGAGAAAUCCUCCAUCACUGUCACCGAGCUGGUGAAGUGGAUCGAGGGUUGUGUUUGUGAAGAUCCAUUUCUGAACCCUGAGCUGAUGAGAGCCAACCCCUGGGUAGAGAAGGGCAAGUGUGUGAUCCUCUAAUGGUCACACACACAUACACACACACACACACUGUCACAAAUGCAUAAAAACGACAUAAUCAUGCACUCCCAUACUCCUUCAUGCUGAACUAACUCUCUCUCUCACACACACUAUUGCUGUUACCAUGUUUAUUUAUUGGGAGACUCCUGAAUGCUUUUUAAUUUAUGUGAAGACUACUGUGUGAGUGUACAGCACUGAGUAGCUUUCUAGAGUUUGUUUUGAUGGGACUGCUGGGAAAUGUUCAACAACAACAUGUUUUUAUUGGCUCUUUACACUGUCAAUCAAAAUAAAAGACUGUUUUGAAUUUAA